AGACAGGCGAGAUUUACCAAGAAAAAAACCCCCAUAAAAUGAAAUUGUCUUGUCUGUCAGGAAACCCAAGCAAACCAUGCUUCGUCCUUUACUUCAAAGGAGUCACUUUGAUGCUGGACUGUGGGUUAGACAUUGCUCAGAUUCUGAAGUUUCUGCCAUUAUCUGUGGCUCCAAACAAAUCUGAUAAUACUUAUAAAAAAUGGAUUCACAGUGACAAAGAAAAAGACAAAAUAUUGGGAGAUGAACUUCGAGAAGUGGCAGGGUCUGUAUUUGUAGAUGGGUCACUGGAAUUCUGCUCCCCAGAGCUGGGUAUGACAACCCUUUCAGAAGUGGAUGCUAUUCUUUUGUCCAAUCAUAAUACAAUGUUGGCAUUACCAUAUAUAACAGAAUAUUCAGGAUUCAAAGGAACGAUUUAUUGUACAGAACCCACUCUACAAAUAGGAAGGCAGUAUAUGGAGGAACUGGUCACCUAUGUAGAAAGGAAUCCCCAAAAUAAGAAGUGUUCAAAGUGGAAAUCUGAGGGAAUUCUGUCCUCUCUCCCCGCCCCUCUCAGGGAGGCAAUACGACCCACAGCAUGGCGGGAGUGCUACACCAGACACGAUAUACAGACCUGUCUGUCCAAAGUACAGAUUGUGGGGUACAAUGAGAAAAGGAACAUAUUUGGAGCUUUGACUAUCACAGCCUGUAGUUCUGGGUACAGCAUUGGCAGUUGUAACUGGACAAUCAAGUCUCCGUACCAAAAGAUCUGUUACAUUUCUGGAACAUCAACUUUGACCACCCACCCCAAACCCAUGGACACAGACCCAUUAAGACAGAGUGACCUAAUUAUUCUUAGUUCUAUGACAAAAACCCCAGGUUAUAACCCUGAUCAGAUGAUUGGUGAAUUCUGUGUCAACACAGUGGUGACAAUAAAGAACGGGGGUAAUGUCCUUGUGCCUUGUUACCCAUCAGGAAUGACCUUUGACCUUUUUGAAUGUUUAAGCGGCCAUCUUGAUAGCUGUGGAUUAACCACAAUUCCUCUGUACUUCCUGUCUCCUGUGUCAGACAGUUCAUUAGCAUACUCCAAUAUCUACGCAGAAUGGCUAUCAACAUCCAAACAAAACAAAGUAUAUCUUCCAGAGCCCCCAUUUCCUCAUGCCGAGCUUGUAUCAAUAGGAAGACUGAGACAUUACACAAAUAUACAUGAUGGACUACAGAAUGAUUUUAAGUCUCCAUGCAUUGUAUUUGCUGGCCAUCCAUCACUGAGAAUGGGAGAUGUUGUACACUUUAUGGAGCUCUGGGGCAAAUCCUCCAGCAACACAAUACUCUUCACUGAGCCUGAUUUCCCUUACAUAGAAGCUUUAGCACCUUUCCAACCACUUCAGAUGAAGGUUUGUUACUGUCCAAUUGAUACAAGCCUGAAUUUUUCACAAGCGAACAAGUUGAUGAGAGAUCUAAAGCCGGGACAUCUUGUGGUGUCUGAGUCCUAUGUGCACCCGCCGGCUAACCUGACCCACAAAACAGACCUCGUCAUUGAUUAUGACCCACAACCACUUACUUGUAAAAGAGGAGAGAUUUUAACACUACCCAUAAAAAGACAGUUUGAAACUGUAGAAAUCACUCCUCAGCUGGCAAAGAAUAUCGGUCCAGUGGAAGUGAAACCAGGCUGUAUGGUAUCCAUGGUUACCGCUGCCCUAAAUAUCAAGGACAACAAAUACACACUGGAGAUGUUGCCAGAAGGACAUUUGUCUGGAAAGAAGCGACGAGCAGACGGCAGUUUGAUUCGACAGAAGUCAUAUAUCUGGGGCAGUCUGAAUGUUCAGACUUUUGUUGAUGCACUUACACGGCAAGGGAUAACUGACAUUAAAGUAGAAGACACUGAGGAUGGAUCCAUCAUUGAUUUAGUAAGCCUUAAUUCAGAAAUGGAGAAGCUUCAAGCACAAGUUUUAAUAGACUUCAUUGAAUCAGAGAGGGGAGUUUACUCUGAUCAACAAAACAAAAAUCAUGAGGAUGAAAGUUUGGAUAAGGACCCAGAUAAGAAGAGCUGUGUUGUUCAAGAACAGUUGGCUAAGAUUGCUAUACAGCUGCCUGACUCCCAGAAGGAGGAGAUCAGAACGGGUGUGACCCACCUGUUGAUCCUAGCUGAUGUCAGUGGUUCCAUGUCAGGGAGUCCAAUCACACAGGUGAAAGCUGCCCUGACAGAUAUACUGGGAAAUGCAUUACAACACCCCAGCAUCAUUACAGAUUUAUUUCUGUUUAACGACAAGGCCUCCACUGUGGACUUUGACAUAUCAAACUACCUACACAAGAUUGAGGCGAUUAAGGCAUUAGGGGGAACCUGCUUCUCCAGGGCAUUUAGUCACUUAGGAUCAGAGAUGAAGAAAAUUCAAGAAAAAACAGAGAGGGAGGUAGACAGGAGCGUGAUUGUGUUUCUGACAGAUGGAAUGGACUCCAGUCUCUACGGAAACAAUGAUGUGCGAGAGGAAUGGUUCAGUAGUCUAAUGGGCAGUCUGAAGGACCUGACCACUCCAUUUACCAUCCACACAGUGGGAUUUUCUAAACAACAUCACUAUAAUUUCCUGAAGAGGUUGACGGAGCAAGGAUCAGGGGAGGGGAUGUUCCGAUACUGUGAACCGAACGACGGACCGAUGGUCCUCAGGGACAAACUUCAGGAGCUGUUUGAUUUUGUUCUCAGCAAUGCCACUGCACCAAUGAGAAUUAAUGUCUCAAUCCCAGGAACCAAUCAGAUUUUGGAGAGUGGAACAACAAAAAACACAGCCACAUAUUUAGGGGAGAUAAUUAAGGAUGAAACCUCAGGGAAGAGAGAGCUUGGGGUGGAUCUAUGGAUUUUUGUGUAUGAUCCCAGUACAACUGACCUUACAAUAAAUGUAGAGAUGACAGUGGUAGAGAAUGAACAGGUGGAGAAAGUUUUGGUUCCAUGUGAAGUGACCAUGACAAAGAGACAGAUUAUAGAUGCUCAGGAGAAAGUCAUGUGGAGUGUGAAGAUACUACAGAGGAACUGUGAUGUUCUGUCGGCAGUGAUAGGCCAAGCGGUCAGUGAUGGCAAUGUGAAAGAGAACAUGACAGGUCGAGUGGACAAGUUACAGGAGAAGGUAUCGCGAGUUCCUCUCUUCAAGCGUGAGUUUGACAAAGAAGUGAGGGAGGUCAUGAAAGCUCACCUUGACGAUAUAAAAACCAAGAUUGAUCAUAUGAGAACCGUACUGGCUGAGUAUGCUCGCGGUAACACUCAAUCUGUGCAAAUGUUGGCUCGAGCUCACGACAUGAGAUAUCAGGCAAAGUUUUCAAAAUCUAGAAGACAGAGGAUUCUCGACAAGCGAGUGGCAAAGAACAUGCCCAAUCUACAGACUGCUCAAGCUCAGCUUGACGAGCUGGUACUGAACCGUCAGGAGAUAGAACAAAUGUCUAGUGCAGCCAAAGAGUUCUUUUUGUGCUCCCUGUCUCUGAACAAUAUCCGGGAUGUGUUACUGGACUCAGACAAGGACGACGCCAUUGGAUUUGGUCUGGCUGUUCGCAGACAAGAGCAUGUGCUUGAUGCCCCAACACUUGUGGAACUUCACUCUAUUAGUGGAACAUUAGUGAGUAGGAGUGCCAUGUUGGAUGCCCUCGAGUACAAGAUUAACUGUUCAGGUCAACUUAAAGCUCACGGAGGGUUUGAUUUCACCCAGCCACUAGGUGUAACCACUGUCGGCCAGUCUAGGGAACCAAUCAACGCUUGGCUCCCUUUGUACUGCACCAGACAGCAUUGGGAGAGAGUUAAGGUAUUGCUGAAGCCGUCACUGGGAUAUUUCUGUACCCUUGACCCCCUGGGUUACGACUUUCAGCAGAUGGAUGUCAUGUUCAUGGUUUUGGGGUCAAUGGUGGGAGGACUGACCGACACGAAGUCCAGUGAUCAGCAGCUGAAGAUGAUCUUCUGCUUCCUACAAACUUGUCAAGCCUGUGUUCAAGACUUUUUACUGGAAGCCAGACUUACCGAGGCUGUCAGUAAAUUCCUCAGCUCACCUGAAGACAGGAUGAAGCAUAAACUGCCAAAUCUCAACACCAUGAUCGGAUAUGUCCUCUCACUGCCAGCGGACACUAUCAAAACUCUCAUAGAUGGAGAAGAGGGUCUGAGAAAAUUCUGGCUUGCCAUGGUAACAGAAUGUACGCGGAGAGGGGCGUCAAGAAUUCUCAGAGAAAUCAACUCUAAUAUCACUCAUGGAUUGAUUGAUCUGAUUUUACAUGGAAAUAAAGACAAGGAAGUGGUGAGUGAAGAAUCUGCAUACACAGACCUUAUAAAACGCCUCUACUCUGAAAUUGGUAAUAAAAAAGAUAUUCCCCUGACCAAAGUGUUUGAUCCGCGAGAGGGACUCACGAUUGACGACAGCAUGACGAAGAAAUAUGACGAGAAAAUGGAUCAGGCGAUGGAAGUUUGGGCUCAGGCGGAGCUAGAUAUUAUCAGAAACAAAAAUCAAACCAAAAAAGUGAAUGCUGCCAGAAAAGCUGUAGAACAGUGGCAACAGGAAGGGAGGGCCGCCGUGGUGGUGGAUCCAGUGACUCAGUCAGGAUGUGGGGUGGAUGAUCCCUGUCAACUGACAAAUUCAAAGCUACAACAUCUGACUAAGAUGAUCCAGAUUUUCUCCAAUCAAGCUAGGCCUUCUUUAUCCAGUUUUCUGGGCUGCAUGGCUUUUAUUGAGUUUUGGCUGAUCCAGACCAGAGAUUUAGCAGAAAUGGACAGAAAUGAUGGACUGCCACCAGAGGGCUGGAUUGAGAUGGCCAAGGAGGCAGUGAAAAAAGUCUAUACCUGUGCUAAUGAGCAACUGAAGUGUUGUAUGACCCCAUGUGAGGAGAAGGAUUUACUGGUUGUCAAGGAAACUGAGAGUUUGGAGAGGGCACCAGUUUCAGGAGGACCAGAUUCUACACAGACAGCACCAGGGUCUGAUAGUGAUAGUCUGUGCACAACAAAACAGCAAGCGGGUGAUGAUGUCGAUGAUUCCUUUGACGAUAGUGACGAUGGAACAGAGAGUGAUGAGGACAUCGAUGUUGAUUUUGAUGUUCCACCAAAACCAAGAAAAGUGGAGAAGGUGGUGCAGAGGCAUAUUUCAUUGCCUGUUAUAUUGACCUUGAUUGACCCUGACCUAGAUGUGGUUCAGUUGUCAAGGUUACUGAUAUGUCAAAUCAUCGCCUACCAUAGCAACAGUAAGGCCAGAGCUGCGGUGGCCAACAAACAGUAUAUCGACUUUGCCACAAAAGUUGAUUACCUAGAAGAGCUCAGAAAACUGGAUGUUGACUUAAUAAAAAUGAGAGAAGAUGCGAUCAAGGAUGUAAUGGAAUCAGUUCAGAACUUACGGGCUAACUACUGCAUGCUGCAUACCCCCUCGAUGUGGGCUUUUAUAGGUUAUCUGAUGUGUACAUACAAGGAGAGAAACCAAGGCUUCAGUGAUUUAAUGUCGGUCAUUGUGGAUGAGAAUUCACCGGAUCAGUUCCCGCUUCUGGCAGACAAAGUCAGAGUUAUGUUUCUUGGGAAGUACAAGGACUACGCUGUACUGGCCCGAGGCAAUGUCUGGAUCCCCGAGGCCAAGGUGGCCAAACAGUUUGUCAAGGUUCUGGGAGAAGAGGUUUGGAAUGAAAUAGAUGUGGAAGUGCGCUCCCAUGUUCAACUGCAUGUGUACCGUGAAUCAGAUAUUCCUAACAGGCAUGGCCAUUGUAACUCUAAUCCCUAUAUUCCCAAUGCACUGAGAAAAAAGCUAGGGAUGCCAUUACUUAAAAAUUAACAGGCUUUAGUGUUCUUUGUAAUGGAGCCUAAGGCUCAAGUGAUGUAGCUGGAGAUGCCACCAUUCAAAAAAAAUGCAGGCUACAGUGUCCCUUGUCAAUUCAUGUGAGCCUAAGGCUCAAGUAAGGUGGCAGAGGCUGGGGAUGCAACUACUAAAAUAAAUACAGGCUACAGUGUCCCUUGUCAGCUCAUGUGAGCCUAAGGCACAAGUGAGCUAGUAGUAGCUAGGGUGCAACUACUCAAAGAUCGACAAGCUAAAGUGUCCCUAGACAACUCAUAUGAAGAACUUUGCAAAUCUUCUCAAAUAGAUAAAGUCAUGUUUAGACAUGUAAUAUGGAAGCACCCUCAGGUACAUGUAGUUGAGAUUUAGGUUUUUUGAUUCUUAAAAAUCUUCAUCUUAAAAGAAUACUUUAUUAUAUUACAUAAUUUCUUAAAUUCAUAUGGUAGCAUUCUUAGAUAGUGUAUAUGCACAUUUGUUUUAAUCAUGGCCCCUGGUUGUAAGAUGGGGCUAUAAAAAUGGGAGAAAUAUUUGCUAAUGAAAAAUGGCAGUUCCAAAGUGACUAAGGUGAGCAUUGUGGCUCUUGUUUCAACUUAAUGUGAAAGCUUUCUGGUGAACUGAAGUGUAAGUUUAUCAAGAAGGUUCAAAUAUUAAAUGAAAAGUUUGAAAUAAUACAUUUGUUUGAU
Saccostrea cuccullata (small rock oyster) is the source of this 6433-nucleotide messenger RNA. RefSeq lists its product as uncharacterized. Gene Ontology annotation, biological process: snRNA 3'-end processing. The record is from RefSeq and is a predicted model, not a curated record. NCBI's taxonomy places the organism in Eukaryota, Metazoa, Mollusca, Bivalvia, Ostreida, Ostreidae. Gene Ontology annotation, cellular component: integrator complex. The transcript has 40 exons. The coding region runs from base 39 to 5750 and encodes 1903 amino acids.